GAAAACUGGGCUAGCAUGUGGAGACAGCACCUGUCAGACGUGUAGCUCAUUUCCAUACAUAUUUAAAGCAGACACUUCACUGAAUACCUUCGUUUGCCCUGUAAGCUAAGUGAAACACUCUGGUAGGGACAAACAGCAGCAUGUCGGUCGACAGCGUGUUUAGGACCCGCUCUCUCGGCGUGGCCGCGGAGGGUCUUCCUGAUCAGUAUGCCGACGGCAAAGCAGCGAAAGUCUGGGAGCUGUACAUCGGAGACACGCGGAGUAGGACACAGGAGUACAAAAGCUGGGUGGUGUCUUUGCUGAAAGAGCAAGGGGUGCGGAGAGUGCUGGAUGUAGCCUGCGGAACAGGUGUUGACUCCAUUAUGCUGGUGGAGGAGGGGUUUAAAAUGGUGAGCGUGGAUGCCAGCGACAAAAUGCUUAAGUAUGCACUGAAGUCCAGAUGGGAGAGAAGAAAAGAAGCAGCGUUCGACCAGUGGGGUACUGCAUUUUUCAUUUGGUUAAUGAUUGAAGAGGCCAACUGGUUGACGUUACCAGAGGAUAUUCAGAAACCAGGGGAUGGCUUUGAUGCUGUUAUCUGCCUUGGCAACUCAUUCGCCCACUUACCAGACUUUAAAGGGGACCAGAGUGACCAAAAGUUGGCCCUUCACAACAUUGCCAGUAUGGUGAGACCAGGUGGGAUCCUCAUCAUUGACCACCGUAACUACGACUACAUCCUAGAGACUGGCCGGGCGCCACAAGGCAAAAAUAUCUACUAUAAGAGUGAUCUAACUCAGGACAUCUCUACUUCGGUGCUGUGGGUCAACAAUAAGCCCCAUAUGAUCACUCUGGACUACACCAUCCACGUGCCCCAGGCCACCGUCCACAAUCUCCCUGAAGUCAGUAAAUUCCGUCUGUCCUACUACCCUCAUUGUCUGGAGAGCUUCAAAGCUUUGCUGAAAGAGGCCUUCAACGGCAAAAUGGAGCACAGCGUCUACGGAGAUUUCAAGACGUAUGUCCCUGGCCAGACCGAGGCCCCUUGCUACUUCAUCCAUGUCUGUAAGAAGACAGCCUGAGAGCCCUACCCGCCAACUUGCUACACACACACACACACACACACACACACACACUCACACUGCUAGGAAAAUAAUAGCUAUCUGCCCUCUUUAAAUGCCAACAUGCUCCCACAGUCCUCCAGAUUUGGGCAAAAUUAUACUUGUAUAUAUUUAAAAAAGAAUGUAUAUCUCUUUUAUUUAGUGUGAUGAGCACAUGGCCGCUAAAAUCAUCCUGAUAAUUUAUUACUUCAGUGUCCAGUGGUAAUACAUGAGCAUACUUAAGAGUGGGCGCGCCAGUAGACAGCUGAUGAUUAUUUAAGAAAACAUAUUGUCAUUGAUUUCCUCAUGGCCGGGAAAGUUUUCAUUUUCUCUAAUGAUUUUAAAAUGAUGUAUGCUAAAAUGCUAAAGCAACAGAGCAUCUUUGACUCUUCUAGGAACAAUUGGUUGAUUCCGAUCUCUCUUUUGACUUAAAACAUAGUGUGUUUCUUAAGCUCUCAACUAGUAACAGUCUUAAAAGGUCAAAACUAAUUUGCAAAAUAUAUUCCAAAUGUAUCGGACCACGGUUUUGCUCCCCUGCUUCCCCCUUCUCUGAACUUUGAUAUCCACAAUGAAGAUGUUUCAAAGCGGUGCUGUAUAUUAGUGAUAUUCCUCACGAUGGAAUACUUGACAUUAGUCGCCAGUAAUGUACAAAGUGCUGUAUUUAAAGACUCGAGUCUUUAAAUACAGAUAAAACUUCUGUGUUUUGUGAAUACGGUAGCCUUUCUUUUUUGUGUAUUUAUGAUCUGGAAAAGGAAAAAAGCUGAUCUCAUUCUGACCCACUGCCUUUCUUUAAGUCCAGGCAAAUCCUUGAUGACCACAGCACGAUGGAAGUUUGAAUUUUUCAAUUCAUUAGCAUUACAUUUAAGACAGUCCCCCCACUUUUUUUUGCCCAGUCGUAAUCAUGCCCAGUCACUGAUGUCACUUAAAUAAGACCAGAGAACAGCUGUAAUAAAGACUGUAAAUCCCCCUAACGCCUUGAAAUGCCUGGUUAACCUAUGUGGAGUCUCACACAGGUCAAAACAAGAAGCACCUGUGAGUGCAGUAAUAAUAAAUGUCUUUGACAACCUCACCAAAACCCUACCAGCUCCAGAGCUAAAUGACCUCUGAUCUCUCUGAAGCUGAAAAUCAAUCAAUAAUUUUUCACUAAAGCCCGCUCUCGAGAGAACGGGUCCUCAUAUUUGGAUGGAAUGUGCCUUUUUUGUGUAAGAAUUUAGGUUUUCUUUAACUGAUUUGUCUUAUUUUGUGGUACAAUGUAAGUUGACUUUAUUUGAGCCAAAAACAGCCAUUUCAUUUUCUGGUAAUUAUCAUUAAUGAACCUACAACCGGCCAGAAGUGAGCACCAUUAUAGGUGACAAUAAAUACCAAAGUUCUAUACCCCUAUGAGGAUUCAUCAGAAGCCUUUUAAGAUGCCAAUGUCAUUUCAUUUCAUUUCAAUUAGCUUUAUUGGCAUAAAUGUUAUGGUAAACUAUGUUUCCAAAGCACAAUGUCACUAAGCUGGGUUUAGCAAGCUGGUUAAAAAUGCAUUACAGCAAACCACUGCAUAAUUCAAUCCCAACACAAAUUGUGUUAUCAACCCAAGAUGUUUGAAAUGUGAAAUUGUUUUUUCUCAAUAUUUGAAUGUUUUAUCUAAAGUAGGACAAACUUGAAUGUUAUUCAAUUGUGUGCACAGUAUAUGUCUCAAAUAAUUAAGUUUACCCAAAUAAUGAGAGGAAGAUGAUGGAGAAACCAUUUACUUUGCUGUAUUAUCCAGGUUCAAAUACACUUUGCUUUGAUACCAAAUGGAAAAUGUGUUUUUCAUUGGAAUGAGAAAGGAGAGGAAUCAAAUAGUAUUACUGCCCUUGCUGUUUGCCCAAAAAAGAAUGCAUGGUGCAUUCAAAUGUUGUGCCAGUGCCUUUUGUAGACCAAAAAGUACGGUACACUGCUGUUUGUGAUUGAGAUCAAUACUAUGCGGGAAGAAUGGGUGAACAUUUGUGUGGGUUUGAAAGUUUAUGGAGAGAUAAAAGUAUUUGACAACAGUCAAAAUAUUUCCUAAUGAGCGAUGAAUAUUGGAAGGAUUUUGCAUGAAAUAAAUAAAAAAUCUAGAUAAGGAACCUGAUUGUCACAUUUUAAUUUUCACUGUCACUGAUAAACAGAAAUGUGCACACAGCAUAAACCUUUUAAAUAAACAAAAAUUUUUUCUGUGUCAAAUCCA
Molecule: messenger RNA, 3261 nt
Organism: Micropterus salmoides (largemouth bass)
Lineage: Eukaryota; Metazoa; Chordata; Actinopteri; Centrarchiformes; Centrarchidae
Gene: gnmt
Product: glycine N-methyltransferase
Exons: 6
Coding region: 141-1052 (303 amino acids)
Biological process (GO): S-adenosylmethionine metabolic process; regulation of gluconeogenesis; one-carbon metabolic process
Cellular component (GO): cytosol
Molecular function (GO): glycine N-methyltransferase activity; glycine binding; identical protein binding
Source: RefSeq, a predicted model, not a curated record